UAAAAUAUUUCCUCGGAUUGUACGCUGUGUCUUCGCUGGCUCAAGACUCUUUCUUCCUCCCCCGUAUUUCCUCCUGUUUCUUCCAUGGCUCGAUUCAGUUAUUAUCUCGUGUCUGAGAAGCCGAGCUGAAGAAUCAGAGGGGCUCUGAAGAUUCUGACAGCUAGGUUUGAAUCAAGAUGCAUCUCACCGGCCGAAUUGAUUGCUGUUGAUCAAACGCCUUCUUCUCUGACGAAAUUUCUGAUCGAUGCUUUGGUAGUCGGAGAAGUUCUGCGGCGGCGAUGCAGUCGGAGGAGGUGAAAAUGCGGUUCGGCCGGUGUCCGUACUGCCGCGCCAUGAUCUACCAGAACCCCAAGGCCGUCAUCUUCUACUGCAGCAGAUGCCGCACUCCGAUCCGAGGCAAGAACCCGGAGCCGACGGAUGAGGCGGAGUACGCGCUGAGCAGGCUGGAGAUCCUCUCCGCCGACACCGCGUCGGUGUUCUCCGACGAGCCGGAGGACGCCGGGUCGGACCGGCGCGCCGACGAGGUCCGGCCGUUGUCGAGGCGGACGAGGCGGCCGUCGAGCUCGUCUGACUGGACGACGACGACGGAUUCGGAGCGGAGCGAGGAGGCGUUCUACACGCCAAGGAACGCGCAGGAGGGGCGGCCAUGGCAGUCGCCGUCGCCGGUGAGCUCGCAGGAGCUCGGGGCGUCCGGUGGUGGUGGUGGCUUGCCUCGACCUCCCGAUGAGCCAGGCGCCGUCGCGGCGGCGCGCCUGAUGGACCCGGCGUUUCACAAGGAGCUCCUCCACGCGCUGGACAACCUCCGCAGCUUGAUCGUCACCAUCGAGCAGCCGCGCCCGGCGAGCGGCGGCGGCGGGAGGGCCCUGACGCGGCGCGAUUCGCGGCUCUUCCGCCGGCUGGAGUCGCAGCUGGAGCGGGCGCUUCCGCCGCAGGACACCGCUUCCACGUCGGCGUCGUCAUCCAGCUGCCGCGGCGACGGCGGCGGCGGGCGUCCGUCGGCGCCCGCGCGGCGGGAGGGCACCGACCCCUGCCGCCCGGUCCUGGGCGGCGCGCCAUUCGUGAUCUGCGGCAAGUGCUCGGAGCUUCUGCGGACGCCGCCGCCGCCGCGGCCACGGAGGAGGAGGUGGACCACCAGGAUACGGUGCGGCGAGUGCAACGAAGUGCUCGAGCUGUCCCUUCCCGCCGGCGGCGUCCCGGCUCAGCACCGGCCGAUCAGGACGUGCUCGGCGCCGCUGGUCUCCGACCACCACCGGCCACUGCCACGACGGCUGGAGUGAGGCGAAGAGCGCGCACGGUGGCCAUGAUCGAUUUGUUGAUGGAGGGCUCACUGCUGAGCUGAAAGGGGGAAAACCUCACGCUAAGAUGGAUGGAUGGGAUUGAGGUUCUCCGCCAUCGAAUGCACGUUGCCUUUGUCAUUAACAUGUGGGCUCAGGAAUCAUCGGGCUCACAUGUUAGUGACAAAGUCACAUGACUUCGACCUCGAAGGAUGCUGAUCUGGAUUGUUGAUGGAAGUUUUGAAUAGUUGUUUUUGAAGAAUGAUUUUUUUUCUUUUUGUUAUUAUUAGUCGCUAACCCAGACGUUACAAAUGCUACGAAAUUGGCUAUUUUUGAAGCAAUGAUUCUUGAUAAAAUUGGUUGA
This is a messenger RNA of Oryza sativa Japonica Group (Japanese rice), 1638 nucleotides long. RefSeq lists its product as uncharacterized. The record is from RefSeq and is a predicted model, not a curated record. Gene Ontology annotation, biological process: regulation of defense response to fungus. Lineage: Eukaryota; Viridiplantae; Streptophyta; Magnoliopsida; Poales; Poaceae.